Molecule: messenger RNA, 1124 nt
Organism: Papilio xuthus (Asian swallowtail)
Lineage: Eukaryota; Metazoa; Arthropoda; Insecta; Lepidoptera; Papilionidae
Source: RefSeq, a predicted model, not a curated record
CCAGUUUUCGAGAAGAAAAAAGAUCACAAUUUUGUUUGCGGUCGAGUAUGUAUGACGAAGAGUUUUGUUGGUGUGAAACAACUUAUCGAAGAAAAGUGUUUUAGCAAAUGCUUUGUACGGCAACAAAGUAAACAAUAGUAUGCAAUUUACAAGAUAAUAAAUAAAUUAAAGAGGCGUGAGUCCAAGGUGUAACUGUAAUUGUAAGAGAACAAAACAAGAUGAGCGCCCCAAUUAUCAUCACCGUUCCUAACAACUACCUAGCGAUGGAGGACAUGGACUCCCAGGUGAUGGUCGACGUUUCGUCACCAUCACCAUCACCAUCGCGAAAGAGAAGGCUGGACCAUCUCACAUGGGAGGAGAAAAUGCAGCGGAAGAAAUUAAAAAAUCGUGUCGCAGCGCAGACCUCACGCGACAGGAAAAAGGCUAAAAUGGAUGAAAUGGAAAGUCGUAUCAAACAUUUUAUGGAUGUCAAUGAAAAGCUUAUUAGUGAAGUGGAGAGUUUGAAGGCACUGAACGAGCGUCUGUUAAGUGAGAACACGAAGCUACGCAGUGAGGCGGCGGCUCGCACCGUCGCGGGAGCCCCGGGACCAGCAGCGUCUCAGCCUCAGCAGAAGGUGGGGCUCCCGUCGGCGAUGCGAGUGGCACGCCUGCUGCUAGCGAUGUGCCUCUUGCAGACAUCCUCGCACAGUUCGAAUCUGAAGAGUACCUCGACACCCUUCAGCAACUUGCAAACUCCCUCCUCCAAGAAAUUGAUACAAACACUGCAGGAGCGACUCAAGAUGUAUCAAUCAGGGAAACUGGAGAAUGCAUUGCAGGACCUCAAAUGGUGGGGACCUCAGCAAAGCAACUGGAAUCCGGUGAAGGUGGAUGCGUAAACAUCAGUCCGGAGUACAAGAGCCCAAUUGACAUCAAACAUGAUGUUGACAGGAUAAAGUCACAACACUCUUAUGCACAUCCCCAUCCAGACAUUGUGGUCACCAGGCCCCAAGAAACAGUACAAAUUAAAGAAGAGGACUGGGACAAAGGAGACAUUUUCUACACAACUGUAGAUGAAGCUAAUGAUUGUAUUACUAUAGAAGUUCCCUGUGAUGAUGCAAUUAAAGACGAAAUUGUACCAGUCAGUA